Aspergillus japonicus CBS 114.51 is the source of this 165-nucleotide messenger RNA. RefSeq lists its product as uncharacterized. Bases 1 to 165 code for a protein of 54 amino acids. Lineage: Eukaryota; Fungi; Ascomycota; Eurotiomycetes; Eurotiales; Aspergillaceae. The transcript is spliced from 2 exons. The record is from RefSeq and is a predicted model, not a curated record.
AUGGCAGUCUUGCAACAACAGCAGCAGCAGCAGCAGCAGCAGCAGCAACCGCAACCGCAAACCCCUUCUCCCACGACAUACGAGAAGGAGGGGCAGGCGGCUUUUGGCUUCCCCAAUCGUCAUGGAACAGACCGACCUUUCGAAAGAGCGUUGGAUUUUCGCUAG